CACGAUUGCGGUUAGGGUGGGAACAUCAGAGGAAGCCAAUCAACCGCUUUCACAGCUACGUCUGCACUUCCCUGCUUUUCAGAGCAGACGUGACAGACUGGACGAAAACAAAAUGCGAUAGUUUAAAUCUACUGGUUAGGUGUAAUCAAUUUCAGCGUUAUUAACGCUUCCACGCACAUUUAACUGAUCGGUUAUUUAAAUGCCAUUUCUCUAUAGCUAAGGCGUGUGGUAGGAAUAUAAAAUAAACGAUGCAGUUCUCUCCCACCAACGGAGAUUUCACAUUCGUCUCCUCGACAGAAGCUGAAGAGUUCAGCGGAACUAUCAGUGCCCCAGACAUCAAACUAAGCAUGGCCACUGAGAGCAGUAAAGACCCAUACGCCACCACCUUCCUGAGGCAGCGAGGCUAUGGCUGGCUGCUGGAGGUAGAGGAGGAUGACAAUGAAGAGAGCAAACCUCUUCUGGAGGAGCUGGACAUUGACCUGAAAGACAUCUAUUACAAGAUCCGAUGUGUGUUGAUGCCAAUUCAAUCACUGGGUUACAACCGACAGGUGGUCAGAGACAACCCGGACUUCUGGGGCCCUUUAGCUGUGGUGCUGCUCUUCUCCAUGAUCUCCAUCUAUGGACAAUUCCGGGUUGUGUCCUGGAUCAUUACCAUCUGGAUAUUUGGAUCACUAAUGAUUUUCCUGCUGGCUCGUGUUCUUGGUGGUGAGGUGUCCUUCGGUCAGGUUCUGGGGGUGAUCGGAUAUUCCCUUCUUCCUCUGAUCGUUAUAGCUCCUCUGCUCUUAGUGAUUGGAGGGUUCGAUGUGGUUUCUACGCUGAUCAAAGAUGGAGAAUUGAAUCCCAGCGCCUCUGUUUGGUGUGUUCUGGGCUGCUUACAGUGCUGCUUCACUGCUCGUCGGAGAUGAAUUUAAAACGAAGAAGCCCCUUCUCAUAUAUCCCAUUUUCCUUUUGUAUAUCUACUUCCUAUCGCUAUAUACUGGUGUGUGACUUGAUGAGUUGAAACUCUGGACCUUUGCAUCACCAGUGACCCUGGAGUUGGGGGAAACUGUCAAACUAUGGAACCAGGAUAUUUUGAAAAUGUGGUUGUUUUUUUUUUUUGUUUUUUUUAAACUAAAUUCUAGACAGUGGGGAUGUUGGGAACAAUUAUUAAUGUACAAAGUUUUGUCUCUUAUGUCUUUGGUCAAUAAAAAGCAUAUGGUUUUACAGAUUAAAAUUCUAAAUGCAGACUUCUCGGUCACCAGUGCCAUACAGUCCCUAUAGUCCUGCAUUGACUUGUACUUCAUGACACAGGAAAUAGUCACAUGGUUGAAAUGUGAUUGAAUAGUUGUUUGUACUUUAAUCCCACCGAAGAUUGUUGUGCCAAAUAUUUGUGUGUACAUGUAAAAUGAAGACUUUGAGAAAAGAGACAGCAGCACACAGAAAGAAAGAUUGCUGAGCAACAUAUUCUUCAUUGCGAUGCACUGCAUGCACUGAAUGUACUGAGAAGUGUCCAUUUAUGCUUUUCACUUACUGCAGACUUGUUUUCGUAAUUUAGGGAUUUCAGCGGUAGUAGUGAGUCAACUGGGGCAUUUAAAGUGAUAUGAACCAUUGUCUGCUACUGAAUGCAGGGCCUUGUUUUUCCUGGGCAACAGUCCUGUUUUCUAACUGUUUAAAAUAGUAAUGUAAUCAUUUGGUCAAUAAUUACAGUAAAUUAAUAUUUUUUACUUCA
Acanthopagrus latus (yellowfin seabream) is the source of this 1708-nucleotide messenger RNA. RefSeq names its product Yip1 domain family, member 4 (gene yipf4). Gene Ontology annotation, cellular component: membrane; trans-Golgi network. The record is from RefSeq and is a predicted model, not a curated record. The transcript has 7 exons. Lineage: Eukaryota; Metazoa; Chordata; Actinopteri; Spariformes; Sparidae. Bases 249 to 905 code for a protein of 218 amino acids. Gene Ontology annotation, biological process: vesicle fusion with Golgi apparatus; endoplasmic reticulum to Golgi vesicle-mediated transport.